UAUUAUCCAACUAAACUAGCCAACCAGCAAACAAAUCACCAAACGCGAAAAUGAAUGCUGCUGCUACUACUACUACUCUCCUCCUUACCCUCUCUCUCUUUCUCUUCCUCUCUCUGCCCACCCCUUCUCUCUCGGCCGAGCGCUGCAACCCGAAUGACAAAAAAGUUCUUCUCGAAAUCAAACAAUCCUUUGGCAACCCCUACCUCUUAGCCUCAUGGGUCUCAACCAACGACUGCUGCGAUUGGUACCAGGUGGAAUGCGACCCCACCACCAACCGCAUCAUCUCCCUCACCAUCUUCGCAGGCAACCUCUCCCGCCAAAUUCCGGCCGCCGUUGGCAACCUCCCGUAUCUCCAAACCUUGGUUUUCCGAAAGCUCUCGAAUCUCACCGGCACCAUCCCCUCGGCCAUCGCCAAACUUACUCACCUGAUGAUGGUCCGGCUCAGCUACACCAACUUAACCGGUCCAGUUCCUACGUUCUUCGCCCAGCUCAAAAACCUAACGUUCCUCGAUUUAUCAUUCAACGACUUGACCGGUUCAAUCCCUCCCGAGCUUGGUCAAUUGACAAACCUCGAUGCCAUUCACUUGGACCGGAACAAGCUGACCGGUUUAAUCCCUGAAUGGAUAUUCACCGGAGUUGUCCCCGAUAUUUAUCUCUCUCACAACCAAUUAACAGGACCAAUACCGAAAUCUUUCGGUUACUACAACUACACAACGUUAGAUUUCUCCCGAAACAUGCUUUCGGGCGACCUAUCGUUCAUGUUCGGGUCCAACAAGACGGUUCAGAUUGUCGAUUUUUCACAGAACAUGUUCGGGUUUAACCUGAGCAACGUGGUCUUCCCAGCGAGCUUGACGUCGCUGGAUUUGAAUCACAACAAGAUAUUCGGAAGUCUUCCGGAGGAGCUGACCCCGCUGGACUUCCAGUACUUGAACGUGAGCUACAACCGGCUGUGCGGGAAGAUUCCGGUGGGUGGGAAGUUGCAGAGCUUCGACGCGACGUCGUAUUUCCACAACCAGUGCUUGUGCGGGGCCCCAUUGCCGGCUUGCUAGUAUAUUCGCUGGAGUUUACGGGAUUCUGUUGUGCCAUAAUGGCUUUAUUCUGUUUCUUUAAAGUAAUUGAUACUCCAUUAAAGUUGCAUGGUUGUGUUUCAAUAAACUUGUGUGUAAUGCAUGAUUUGUUUUCAUGUCACCUUAUCACAGAACAGAUAUUUACAUCUGGACCCAAUAAAAUAGUGAAGUAGUAUUUGGUUUUCAAAAA
This is a messenger RNA of Rhododendron vialii, 1257 nucleotides long. RefSeq names its product polygalacturonase inhibitor-like. The record is from RefSeq and is a predicted model, not a curated record. The transcript has a single exon. Lineage: Eukaryota; Viridiplantae; Streptophyta; Magnoliopsida; Ericales; Ericaceae. Gene Ontology annotation, molecular function: protein binding. The coding region runs from base 51 to 1049 and encodes 332 amino acids.